Messenger RNA from Ornithodoros turicata, 2783 nucleotides. RefSeq lists its product as uncharacterized. The transcript has 6 exons. The coding region runs from base 286 to 2067 and encodes 593 amino acids. NCBI's taxonomy places the organism in Eukaryota, Metazoa, Arthropoda, Arachnida, Ixodida, Argasidae. The record is from RefSeq and is a predicted model, not a curated record.
ACAGACUCUGACUCGCUCCACAGUCCAUCAUCAUUCGCCGAGGCCUCUGGUGAUGCGGACGGUAAACGUUUUCAGUUGUGCCAACAGCAGGACUCUCCAUGCAGUGACGAGGUCCACGUCGCUGCAAUCAACGACAAGCAUGACAGAGCUCUGGAACAGCAUGCUUGGAGCACUACUACCAAGCCAUGUGGCCUGGCAUAUGAUUGCGAAGACUUUUCGGAUUGGUGCCUUAGUACUGACUGCGAAGACAAUACCGACAUCACAUUACCAUGUGUGCCUUCAGAAAUGAGCCCUGGGAAUGAGAGCACCAGCAGCGCAGAAACAACAACCCUGGCUGUACAGCUUGCCCUAUGGGCCACACAGACUCAAAUUCCCCUUCAACACCUUUCCACUCUGCUAAGUAUUCCUCAUCCGCACCACAACGAAUUGCCUCUUAAUUCACGAACACUAUUAUCAACACCCAGGAGCACAAAUGUUACCUCGUGCUGUGGUGGUGAAUUCAUCUACCUAGGAAUUUUGAAUGGCAUUAAGAGGUUGAUUGACAACUGCGUUACUUAUGUUUCUGAAAAUUUAGAUUUGCAGAUAAACGUUGAUGGCCUACCACUGUACCGCAGUCAAACCAUAUGUUUUUGGCCCAUCCUCAUUGCUGUUGUUGGGUGCAUCCCCCUUAAACCAUUUGCAGCUGCCAUUUAUUGUGGAAAAUCAAAACCAAACUGUGUGGAUACAUAUUUGGCGCCAUUCAUUUCAGAAAUGAAAGUGCUUAUGACUGAAGGAUUCUCGUACCGCAAUAAGCUCUAUACUGUGUCACUUCAUUCCAUUGUGUGCGAUACACCAGCCCGAGCGUUCGUGAAGUGUAUCAAAGGACAUACAGGCUAUCAUGCGUGUGAAAAAUGUUUCGUUCGUGGCGAAUAUUUCCCAGAGGGCAGAAAGGUUGUGUACAUGGAUCGCGGUGCACGAAAGAGAACCGGUAGUAACUUCAAUCUUCAGGAGGAUCCGGAACACCACAACAGACCCUCACCACUCUUGGCACUAGGGGUCGACUUGGUUGCCCGGGUGCCGUUAGACAGCAUGCAUUUGGUAUACUUGGGUGUGGUGAAAAAGAUAGUAACUGGCUUCUGGUUCUCAUCACCAGUGACAAAAACAAAGUUAUCACAGCCUGCGAGGCAAGCUAUUUCCAACGGGCUUCUUGAUCUAAAAGCAUGGGUCCCUCGUGAGUUCAACAGAAAACCCAGGUCUUUAGUAGAUAGCAAAUUGUGGAAGGCAACUGAGUGGAGACAGUUUUUGUUCUACACAGGGCCACUGGUACUGAAAAAAGUCCUCGACACAGCAGUGUACCAGCACUUUUUAGCUUUAAGUUCUGGAAUCUAUAUUUUAAGUAAGAGCUGUACUUCUGAUGAAAUGCUUGACAUUGCAGAGUCACUGUUGUGUUCUUUUGUUGCUAACGGACAGUCAGUCUAUGGAAAGGAAAUUUAUGUGCUCAAUUUUCACAGCUUAAUUCAUUUAGUUGACGAUGCCCGCCGGUUUGGUGCCCUUGACACCUUUUCAUGCUUUCCUUUUGAAAACUACUUGAAAGAGCUGAAGCAGGUGGUUCGCUCUCCACACAAGCCACUAUCACAAGUAGUUAACCGAAUCACUGAAGAAAGAAGUUUCUGUUUUGAGCACCGCGAUUCAGCCAUUGUCACUUUCAAAUUGGAACACAACGAGGGACCCUUGCGUAGGGAUGACCAUGGUGCUAAACAGUAUAAACGGGUUGAUCUCCCAUCUUUUUCUGUGUGUACUGUAUCUGUAUGUGACGCGGACUGUACAGUGGAGCUCAUUGAUGGGAGCAUUGUUGUGGUCAGAAACAUUUUGAAACACAAUGGCAGAAAUGUGAUUUUAGGUAACGUCUUCAAAAGUCUUGGUGACUUUUAUGUAGCACCUGUGUCUUCCUCUUUGCUUGGUGUACGCAUUACUAACGAACUGGGUGACAAACUAUUGUGUUGGGAUCUUGAGUCCAUCAAGUGCAAAAUUGUUCGUUUCCCACUGGCUAAAGGUUUCCUUGUCAUUCCUCUACUUCACACCACGUAAGCAUAGCUCUCUGUAUAUGUGUUAUGACUUAAGUUUGUCACUCUUGAUCUUUAUUUGUGUGAUGUGAGUGGGUGCAGAGUCCUCGCCACAUAUGACUCAAUGCUGGUAGGUUCUCCAUUAAUCUAUUGCGUGUUAUUAAUUGAACCUCUGUAUGCAAUAAGGCGAUAAGUCGAUUUAUCCCCUUUUUGCAAUUUUUGCUGCAAUGACAUCUACAUACCAGUAUGUACCUGCCAAAGAAAAUUUAGGACCGUAUUGCAAUCUGAUGGCCUGCUACAGGAGGGUAAGAAACGGGAAAUGCAUGGGUGUCAAUGGGACGGACAAUCAGAUCAGGCCACUUUUCUCGGUUUGGGAUUUUUCGACAUAUCCCCUUAUUGCAUACAGAGGUUCAAUUAGUGUUGUUUAGAUGUGCAUAAAUGUAUGCCAAUUCUACUCCGUUGAUCAAGCACUCAACCCAGUGCUAUAAACGUUACGCGAUGGUGUAAUACGGUGUAAGGAUUUUAAAUUACCCAGACAACACAUCCAUACAGUGAGCUACGUGUUUGAUUUCAUGAAACAGUUCAGCAGUUCUGUUUGCUGGUUUUUCAUUCUAUGCUACAGACCUCUAAACUACUGUAAUGCAUAUAUUGCAGUUUUACAUGUUAUCUUCAGUUUACAUCAUCAAACAUGUUGCAUACUCUGCCAGUGCGUCUGUACAAUAUGGGUAAUUUGUAAUUGAC